Anolis sagrei ordinatus is the source of this 6428-nucleotide messenger RNA. RefSeq names its product complexin 1 (gene CPLX1). Gene Ontology annotation, biological process: neurotransmitter transport; synaptic vesicle exocytosis; regulation of neurotransmitter secretion. Lineage: Eukaryota; Metazoa; Chordata; Lepidosauria; Squamata; Anolidae. Gene Ontology annotation, molecular function: syntaxin binding. The record is from RefSeq and is a predicted model, not a curated record. Gene Ontology annotation, cellular component: SNARE complex; terminal bouton.
UAAAAAGAGGGAGCCGUGAAAGUCAAGGCGCUGCCGCCGCGCGUCCUUGCUUCCUCCCUCGCUUUGCUGCCUCAUCCUGGUCCUGUCCGGAAAAGAAAGGGAAGAGAGAACUUCUUCCUGGCCCUGCCCGGAAAGCCCACGCCUUGUCACGCAUGGACCCGGCCGAUCGCGGGAGAAAGAGGACCCACUAAAGGAAGAAACGCGGAGAGAGAGAGAGAUCCAAGGCGCCCAACGAGCUGCAGGCUGCAACUCAAGAACUUGUCACCAUUGGACUUGCAUGUGAAAACUGAUCUGGUGAAAAGGAAUCUAAAGCCAUCAUCAUGGAAUUUGUAAUGAAGCAGGCUUUAGGAGGGGCUACCAAAGACAUGGGGAAGAUGCUUGGAGGAGAAGAAGAGAAGGACCCAGAUGCUGCCAAGAAGGAAGAAGAACGACAGGAAGCCCUUCGACAGCAGGAAGAAGAGAGGAAAGCAAAAUAUGCCAAGAUGGAGGCUGAAAGGGAGAACGUGAGGCAAGGGAUUCGGGACAAGUAUGGCAUUAAGAAGAAGGAGGAAAGGGAAGCUGAGGCCCAAGCAGCUCUGGAAGCCAACGCCGAGGGAAGCCUGACACGUCCAAAGAAGGCCAUUCCUCCUGGCUGUGGUGAUGAGGAGGAAGACGAGGAGGAAAGCAUUCUAGACACCGUCAUCAAAUACCUGCCUGGUCCACUCCAGGACAUGUUUAAGAACUGAGGAAUCCAAGGGAUGGAAGGACUGUACACACCUGUACUUUAUAAAUAAGCAUCUAAUGCCUCCGAAUCUUCUAGGCAAGUGUCCUGUAGCUUUGAGAAGAGCCAUAACAAGGAAUGAGCAAGGACAGAAGUUUAGUCUAAAGACGUCUAUUUUUCCCUUCUGAAAUUAAUGAAAGCCUGCCAAGUUCUUUUCUCCAAUCCUAUAAGCACCCAGGUUUGCUUGCAGGUUCCAAUUGUGUGCCAUCAAAUCAAUUCUGUGGAAGCGCUCACUUUUUAUGGCCUACCAGGAUUUAAGCGGCCAAGGCAGAAAUAUAGAAACCAUGCAACCUUUGAUAUAGUUGAUAUCCUUUUUCUGGAUUUUUUUUUGUCAGAAAGCAAGCAAGUCUCUUUUACUGGUGGAGAUGGCUAGAAAACAAUUUGAGUAGUAGCAUUCCAGCCAAUUUUUCAUGCAGAAGCAAAUGUGAUCCAAAGAAAAAGGCAUUUGCCAGUUAAAUAUUCAGUAAAAUUUAAAUCACCAGAUAAAAUGAAUAGGUAAAUGAAAUUAUAUUAAAUAUGUUAGACCACUUGCAUUCAGGUUUUGGAUGAUUUGUAUUGACUGCCCCACAAAAUUGUAUCCUUGCGUUCCCUAUCAUGAAAUUUGUGGGUGGGACUCCAUGUUCAAUAAUCCUGACUUUGGGACCUACAUUUCACCUGAAAGAGCUAAAUUUAAGGCAUGGACAUAGGACACCUAGCAAAAUCAGGGGAGAUCCAUAAUUCAUUGCUUUGAAAAGAAUUCCAGGUUCAUCUCCUGGUACUCUUAAUGAAAUAGAUGAUUAUCUGUUGCUAAUCAUGAUGGAAGUAUUUGGUUGGAUCAGUUAACAUAGGGUUCUCUGUGCUAUUUCCCUUCCUCUCUAGUGAGGAUGUUUGAAAUUAUUUCUGAGCAUUUGGAAACUGUAAUGAGGAGAAUCCCAAGUACAUGAAAAACUUCACAGUUUGAGACUUAUUCUGUGCGCAAAAAGCACACUGGUGGCAUUUUUUGCACAGAAAAUGCGAUGCAUCGAUUUGCACAGGUAGUUCCUGAUCAGUGAAUAGUCUUCAAAAACAACAUAGUUUUUGACAAUGUUCCCACAGUGGGGAGAAAAAUACUUUUGAGAAAGAAAUGUACAAAAAUUUGCAUCACUGGUCUCUAGAUUCUUUCAAUCAAGGCUAGACCCACUCCUUUGUAGAUACUACAACCACAUGGGUUUCAUUCCUGUGCCAGACUUAGGAAUACUUUGCUAGAAAUAUGGGUUCACCAUUGGUUGUUCAUUUGUCGCUCUCCCGCACCAAAUGCUGGAAGCUGUAUUGAAACCCUUGAUCAGCAACACAAAAUGAUAUAUCUCUUUGUUGCGGAUUUAGAUAUUUUGCUGUUACCUAUCAUACCCAACCAUAUCCCAGCCAGGCGGGAGAAUUUUUGAACUGAUUUUUUUUAAUCAUUGCAUCAUUUAAAAAAAUUGUAUACAUGCUACAGAAAAUGUUUCCAUAUUCAUUUUCUCCACCGCAUACUUGAGUGUGGUGGUUUGAUAUUCAGAUGUUUCCCCAACUAUAGUCUGAAUUGGAACAGUUUACAAUGGGUAUUUCAUGCACAAUGGCAGACAGCACAGAAGAAAUCUGAUUUAGCUUAUCUAAUGGGAAAGCUUACUAAACUUAUUCCAAGGCAGCAUUUCAGUUACUUGAAUGGUCAAAUGUUCCACACUGGUCUUCCUGAUCUCAGUAGAGAAAAGCCUAAUAGGAAAUCAUUUUAGCCAAUGAGAAGUUUUAUUGAGCAAUGGCACAACUAAGUAAAAAAUGCCAAGCCAUCUUUAUUCUGAUUUUUUUUUCCAAUUCGCUGUUAUUCAUCUUUUCUGUAUGAAUGUGAUGCCAGAUUUUUCACUCAGCUCCCAGAGCAGGGGAAGCAGCAGAUAGGAGAUCAUUGCAUUGCUGCUUUCUCAUUUGGCAAUUUAUAUGUACCCUUUGCACCAGGACGGAUAAAACACAAAUAUCAUUUACUAUUUUGAGCUGAACACAUUCCCUCUAUUAUACUAAAUAAUUACUUUCAAGGAUAUUCAAUAUCUAAGCAGAACAACUCAAUUAUUAACUGCAAUCUGGAGGCAGUAUUGGAUUUCUGUAAAAGAAAUUUCCUUGGUUCCCACUGUUUGAUCUCCAUCCAGUAAAUCUUUGUUAUGGUGAAUCCAUGAUCUGACAAUAUUCAUAGGUAUGACUUCUGGAUAACUUCUCUUUCUAUUUAUCUGUUUCGUCACUCUCUCAUAAAAUAUAUUCCUCAUUUGAAGGUUCAAACACAAUCAUGAUGUGUGCAAAUAUCAUUAUGAAAACACAUAGGGCUGUUUUAAAGACAGAAUUCUAAACUUCAGUUUGGAAAUUUACUUUUGGACUAUAACUCCUCCAAUCCUCCAGUCAACAUGGUCUUAACCAUAAUGACUGGAGAUUCUUGGAAUUGUGCACUUUCCAAAUUUAAGUUCAAACAACCACAAUUACACUACAAAUAUAGAAAAUAAAAGACUAGCAGAUUAUAAGUUUCACAUUUAUUUAGGGAGGGAAGGAAUAAUUGAGCAUAUUUGUGAAAACGGCUUUUAAAAUAGUCUUAGGAAACAAAGAAUUCUGGAUGAAUGAAAAUCUUCACUGUUCGGGACUUUUCUGUGCAAAACUGACAACUAUUUUUGCCUUGUUCAGAAAUAGCUUUAUAAUAUAUCCAUAUAAAAAUAUCUUUCCUGUGCAGAAAACGUGGGUUUAAAAAAAAUCUCACUUUUUUGCAAAAUAAAUCUUAAAUUGUAAAUAGUCUGAAAAUUACAUAGUUUUCGAAUUUUUCUCCCAGUAGGAAGAAAAUUGCUAAAAUUACAUAAUCAUUCCUUCAAGAACAAAAUUGUUGAAAAAUUAUGUCCAUAUAAAGAUGAUGCCAUGAAGAUGAUAUUGAGAAGACCCUAUUCCAUUUUCAAUUGACGGGAAGGCCUUAUUUAAAAACUUAUAUGUUCCUUUAUCUGAGAAUGGAAGUCUAUAUUGUGUCAUUAUCUAUAAUCACGGUAUCUAAUGUUUUAUUUAAAUAUUAAUUUGAUACUUUCCUUACAAUUUUACGAUAAGGACCAGUGCAAAUAACCAUUAUGAAGUGCAAAUUCAGUUUAUCUGCAGUCAAGCUUUGUCUGCAGUCAAGCUUUGUGUUCCAAGGCAGAGCAAUGUUUUUUUAACCCACAAUGAGUAGUGAACAAUUACAUUCAUGAUAGACUAAAAAGCAAAUGGUUCAUUGCAGAACAAUUGGGUUAUUAAUUCAAAACAUAUUCAACAACACCUUCCAUUCUGCAUUUUGGUCAAGUUAAACUUGCUUUGACUGGAAAUGGAAAAGGCAAGUGGAAUAUUCUAUCAUAGAUCUACUCCACAUAUCUUUGCACAUAUUUAGCUAUAUUGCAAAGGUGCUAAGGAAUCCUGUUAGUGGAUUUUAAUGAUAUGUAACAGGAUACCAACAAGACUGUCCCAAUGCACAUUGGACUCUGCUGAUGUGCAUUGGCACUCCCUAGCUAGUGUCCCAAUGUACAUUGGAUUUUGUUGUGUAUCUGGUCCCAUUACACUUUGAAUGCUGAUAGGCAUCAGCACCAUUGUGCAUUGAGCCUGGUCCUAUCUCCCCUAAGCAGGAAUAUAAGAGUAACUUACUGAAUAUGAACAUUGCGAACCUGCUUGACUGUCUUUACCACAGAUAGAAGUCCACUUACAAAGACUUAAUUCCCCAAGUGACGUCUGGACAGUGUCUCUGAACCAGUCAUUUAUUUGCUCUAUGGCACACUGAUGAUUCCUUCAAAAGUCUCAGAGCAUUAACAAAGCCAUAAAUUUCAAUUGUUAUUUUUAUUUUAAAACAGAGAAAGGAAGGUGUGAUAUUCUGCUAGAAUGAAUAGGAAUGAAGGAAUCGGUGGGCAAGUGUUUUAAUCACAAAUUAUAUUUCCGUUAGUGAACUGGAAAACAGCUGUACAUUCAGUGAAAUCAGAUGGCUUCAUUCUUCCUGGGAAGUUCUGCAUCAGUACAGUGAUUCUCAGACGGGGGGCCCCCAGAAGUUUUGGCCUUCAACUCCCAGAAAUCGUAACAGCUGGUAAACUGGCUGGGGUUUCUGGGAGUUGUGGGCCAAAAUACCCAAGGACCCACAGGUUGAGAACCACUGAGUUAGAAGGUAGUCUCAUUUCUGUAACUUCUCUCAUGUUAACUCUUUGCAAAAAGCUAGCAUAUCAAAGAGAAAGUUUUUAACUUGAGCAUCUUCCUGGUGUGCUACUUUUUAGCAUGUAAAGUAAUAUUUAUUACACAUAGUAGUGCAUUUUAUUGAUUAGCCCAUCAGCCGUAUCAAAACAUUUGACAAACAGAUUAUUUAUUAUAAAAAGAAAGCUUUUCAAAAACACUACUUUUCUGCCACCUCAAAUCGGAACUGGGUGUCCCGACCAAAAAUUGAAUUUGUCCCAGUAUUUUGCUAAAUCUGAAGGUUAGCUCAGAAUUAUGCACCUGAAGCAACGUCAGGUUCUGAAGGGUGGUUCCCUCCAAAGUGCCUAACUGCUGUGAAAAUAGUCACAAUGGCACUUCCCCCCACAGAAAUCAAAUCUCAGCACAACUCCUCAAAUGUCAGCUUAUAAUCCAUAUGAAUAUGGAGGCCACUAUAAAAACACCAACACCCUGCACUCAGUCGGUUGAUGCACAUAUACCAAGACCAAAGAGAAGUGUGGUUCUUUGCUUGGAUUCUGAAUAUCUCUGUCCUUCCACAACAUUUUUUUUUAAAAAAAUUGCAUUACAAUAUGUUCAAUCUCAGGUAUAUUUCUUUUUUUAAACAAAAUCAAGUUGUAUGGGUACAGAAACAACAGGCAGUCCCCCAUUGCUGCACGCUAGCCCCUCCUUCCCAGUUGUUCUGUUUAAUUUUUUUAAGUAAGCAAUGAUAUAAAGCAGUAUUAUUCAAAAGGCCUUCACUUUUGAAGGAAGCCAAGUGAUUGAUCUAGUUUGGCAUUCAGCUUCAUGAACUUGCAUAUAUCCUUAGAGAAAGCCAUAUGAAAUCAGACUGCAAUAUAAAAUCAUGAAUGCUAUUCUGUGUUUUUUAAAAAACAAACUAACUUUAGAUUGUGUGCUAAUAAAUCACCUUGGCAUUUCUCUUGUCUCUAUGUUUCUGGUACAAUAUGUUAGUUUAGUUUCCAUCCACCCUGUCCUUUUACUAAAAACCAACAUACCAAUGACGUUCAAUACAUCUUUCAAACAGGCUCUUAGAACACUAGAAUCAAUCGUUGUGAGGAAUCUGUUGUUGUGAUCUGAAUGUAAUGUCCUAUGUAUAUCUGAUCCCGUUACCUGUAUCCGUUUAAUUCCGUGUUAACCAAGGUUCUGGUUAUAUGUGCUCAGUCGGCAACAUCUUUCAGUAAACGUCUUUUUAAACAACGCUUGUUUUCACACUCGCAUAAUAAAUUUUAAAAAAGCAGAAUGCUAACUAGGUGGGCAUUUUCUAAUACGCAAAAAUAAAUAAAUACAAAUGCUCCUUUUUCUUCUCUAAAAUGCAUGCGGCACCUUCCAGAGCAGCCAGAAGGUGACUUCAAGUAGAGACUUUGUGAAUGUAAAUUUUGUUUGUAACUUGCCUGCUACCUUUUCCUGCAUGAUGUGGGUUCAAUGAUACAAUGUUCUUUUCAAAUGGAAUCACAGCCAAUAAACAACAACAACAAACAAAUAAAACAAAUGAUAACAAAAA